CGGAGGGACGCGAGGGGGGCAGGAGACAGCGCGUUAGAGACCUGGACGAGGGAGGCUCAGAGGGAGGCGCAGCUGGUGGGGGCGGUGUGGAAGCCGAGGCACGACCCCGAGCAAGGAGAGGCAGAGACGGAGAACGCCCCUGGCCCGAGACACCCCACCCCCGCCUCCCUUGGGGAGACUCCCAGUAGGGACCUGGGCAGAGAGACGCCUUCAGGGCCAGAAACCCUGGGAGGCAAAUACCCCUGGGAGAUAUUUCCCCCGCCCCAGACUGAGAGCGCCUCCCAGAGUGAGAUCAGGGCAGACAGUCAGAAGACGACGCCCCCAGGUAUCCAGGGAGGCUUCGGAGCGACCCCAGAGGCGACAGCGCCGUGUGAGGGCCAGGAAGACCUCUCCUUGGUUGGGGGCGAUGGGGACACGGGCCUCGCAGGGCCUCCUCCUCCUCCUACUCUUCCUCCCGCUGCUACGGCCACGCGGGGCCUCAGCGGGGAGCCUGCAUAGCCCAGGCCUGUCCGAGUGCUUCCAGGUGAAUGGCGCCGACUACCGCGGUUACCAGAACCGCACGGGCCCACGCGGGGCAGGCCGGCCGUGCCUCUUCUGGGAUCAGACGCAGCAGCACAGUUACAGCAGCGCCAGCGACCCCCAGGGCCGCUGGGGGCUGGGCGCGCACAACUUCUGCCGUAACCCAGACGGUGACGUGCAGCCAUGGUGCUACGUGGCCGAGACGGAGGAGGGCAUCUACUGGCGCUACUGCGAUAUCCCCACGUGUCAUAUGCCUGGGUACCUGGGCUGCUUCGUGGACUCGGGGGCACCCCCGGCCCUCAGCGGCCCCAGCGGCACCUCAACAAAGCUCACAGUCCAAGUUUGCCUUCGCUUCUGCCGCAUGAAGGGCUACCAGUUGGCGGGCGUGGAAGCUGGCUAUGCCUGUUUCUGUGGCUCUGAAAGCGACCUGGCCCGGGGACGCCCGGCCCCGGCCACCGACUGUGACCAGAUCUGCUUCGGUCACCCGGGCCAGCUGUGCGGCGGCGAUGGGCGACUAGGCAUCUACGAAGUGUCCGUAGGCUCCUGCCAGGGAAACUGGACAGCACCUCAGGGCGUCAUCUACUCCCCGGACUUCCCAGACGAGUACGGGCCAGACCGGAACUGCAGCUGGGCUCUGGGCCCGCCGGGCGCCGCUCUGGAACUCACCUUCCCCUGCCUCACCCCCCUCUCUGCAGGACUGCAGGACGUCGACGACUACCCGGCUCCCUCCAAGGGCUCGGCCCAGACCCCUGAAGCAUCCCUCGACGGGGCCAACGUGAGCUGCAGCCCCCGGCCUGGGGCUCCGGAGGCCGCGACUGGAGCCCGGGUCUUCUCGACGGUGACGGCCAUUUCAGUGAUGCUGUUGCUGCUGCUGUCCCUACUGCGCCUGCUGCGCCGACGGAGCUGCCUGCUGGCUCCAGGUAAAGGACCCCCAGCCUUGGGGCCUUCCCGGAGCUUGGCGAGAAGUUGGGCCGUUUGGUAUCGCCGGCCUCGAGGGGUGGCCCUGCCCUGUCCUCCCGGGGACCCCCAGGUUGAGAGUCUAGCUGCGAGUUACCGGCCUCUGAGUGCCUCCAGCCAGAGUUCUCUGCGCUCACUCAUCUCUGCUCUCUGACUUGGGAUUCCUAGGGUCCAGUGGACCCUUCUACAGUGUGAUGGACUCCUGAAACCCUAUGCCAUACUUUGUCUACCUUGGCCUUCCGCCCUUUUGAGGGCAGUUCGCCCUCUAGUCACCUCGGGGAGGCCAGACGUGGGACAGAAAGCAUCUGGUGCUAUUUUGGGAACUUGGCGUGACCCUCGGGGUCCAGAUGGUCCAGGCCAAAGGGCAAGAGGAAUCCGGCUCCCCUCCUCAUAGACCUGGAUACAGGGGUCUUUGAGCCCCUCUUGGGGUGAUCCUGGACUGCUGCCCACAGUGAAAUGUGAGAGGUCAACAAAAAUGGUCAAAAGACCAGCCAUAGACUUUGAAUAAAGGACGUAUUUUGGUACA
Vicugna pacos (alpaca) is the source of this 2002-nucleotide messenger RNA. NCBI's taxonomy places the organism in Eukaryota, Metazoa, Chordata, Mammalia, Artiodactyla, Camelidae. The record is from RefSeq and is a predicted model, not a curated record.